AAGAUGGCGGCGCUGAAGGAGGCUCGGAGCUACGGGCUGUCGUGCGGGCGGGUGAGCGACGGCAGCAAGGUGUCCGUGUUCCACGUGAAGCUCACCGACAGUGCCCUGAAGGCCUUCGAGAGCUACCGGGCUGACCAGGACUCCGUGUCACUGAGGCCAUCCAUCCGAUUUGACGGAAGUCAAGGGCACAUCUGCGUGCCCCAGCCCGGCGGCCCCAAGGCGGUGCGCACGUUCUCCUUCUACCUGUCCAGCGCUGGCCGCGACGGCCCACAGGGCAGCUUUGACUGCGUGCAGCAGUGCGUCUCCAGCCAUGGCCACGUCCACCUGGACUGCCUGGGCAGCAUCCAGGACAAGGUCACGGUGUGCGCCACCGAUGACUCCUACCAGAAGGCGCGGCAGAGCAUGGCGCAGGCCGAGGAGGAGACGCGGAGCCGCAGCGCCAUCGUCAUCAAGGCCGGAGGCCGCUACCUGGGCAAGAAGGUCCAGUUCCGGAAGCCAGCGCCCGGAGCGGCGGAUGCAGUGCCUUCGCGGAAGCGGGCAACGCCCAUCAACCUGGCCAGCGCCAUCCGGAGGAGCGGGGCCAGCGGGGUGGUGCAGAGGCCGCUGCGGGACCGUGUGGUGCACCUGCUGGCCCUGAGGCCGUACCGCAAGGCCGAGCUGCUGCUGCGGCUGCAGAAGGACGGGCUGGUGCAGGCCGACAAGGACGCGCUGGACAGCCUGCUCCAGCAGGUGGCCAGUGUGAGUGCCCGUGACGGCACAUGCACGCUGAGGGACUGCAUGUACAAGGACGUGCAGAAGGACUGGCCGGGCUACUCAGAGGGCGACCAGCAGCUGCUGAAGCGGGUCCUUGUCCGGAAGCUGUGCCAGCCGCAGGCCCCCAGUGGCCUCCCAGCCGCUUCCCCUGCUUCCAGCCCGCCCCAUGAGCCCGGGAGCUGCCCAUCCCCGCCACAGAAGCGGCCGCCCCCUCCUGACUUCACUGACCCCCUGGCCAGCAAGAGGCCCCGCAUCUCCCACUUCACGCAGCGCUCACAGCCCACCCUCAACGGGAAGCUGUGUGCGUCCAACGGCCGUGAGGCCCUGCUGCCCACCCCGGGGCCACCAGCUGCCACGGACACCCCCGGCCCUGGUGCCCCCGCGCCCCCGCGUGUCCACGACCCUCUGGCCGAUGUCAGCAACGACCUGGGCCACAGCGGCCAGGACUGCAGACAGGUGGACCCCGCCCCCCCAGCCCCCACCACACACCUCGGCCUCCCCCUGCUGACGGACUUGGCCCAGCCAGACAGGCUGCACGGCGCCUCGCACGGCAAGCCCAAGAAAUCCAAAAAGCACAAAGACAAGGAGCGGCCUGAGGACAGGCACCGCGCCCGGAGGCCUGACCCCACGCCCGCCACCCACGCCGCGCCGCCCGACACCCCAGGCGUGAACGGAAGCUGCAGCAGUGCCAGCGCGCCCACGUCCACGUCGGACACGCCCGACUACCUGCUGAAAUACGCGGUCAUCUCGUCCUCGGAGCAGCGCCAGAGCUACAAGAACGACUUCAACGCCGAGUACAGCGAGUACCGCGACCUGCACUCCCGCAUCGAGCAGAUCACGCGGCGCUUCACGCAGCUCGACGCCCAGCUGCGCCAGCUGUCCCAGGGCUCCCCGGAGUACGAGACCACGCGUGGGCAGAUUUUGCAGGAAUACCGAAAAAUCAAAAAGACCAACACGAACUACAGCCGGGAGAAGCGACGCUGCGAGUACCUGCACAGCAAGCUGGCGCACAUCAAGCGCCUGAUCGCCGACUACGACCAGCGCCAGCUGCAGGCCUGGCCCUAGCGCGCGCACGCACGCCCGCCGGCACGCGC
This is a messenger RNA of Castor canadensis (American beaver), 1847 nucleotides long. Its product is annotated as RNA polymerase II elongation factor ELL. The record is from RefSeq and is a predicted model, not a curated record. NCBI's taxonomy places the organism in Eukaryota, Metazoa, Chordata, Mammalia, Rodentia, Castoridae. Gene Ontology annotation, biological process: transcription elongation by RNA polymerase II; positive regulation of transcription elongation by RNA polymerase II; snRNA transcription by RNA polymerase II. Gene Ontology annotation, cellular component: transcription elongation factor complex. Gene Ontology annotation, molecular function: cis-regulatory region sequence-specific DNA binding.